AUAUUUUUUGCAAUCCCUGCAUGAUUUCACAUUUUAUCGCAGACUAAUGUUUGCUGAAGGUUCUUGACCAAUAUUUGAACACGUUCCUACCAAGUUGUUUCGGCCUUGCAGCUUAGUUGGGUUUAGUUAGAAUUUGUAAGUUUUGGAAAUAUAAACAUGAGUUCCUCGGUUAUUUUACGAGUUUUAGCGGCCUCGGUCCGAAUCGCCGACAAAUCUGCGUCCCUCGUCCGUGAGAUUAUGUCAUCGGGCGAACUCGGCAUCGUGGACAAGGGCGGACAGAAAAACCUCCAAACGAAAGCGGACACGUCUGUUGAGAAACUCAUCCGAGCGUCUCUACUCUCGUUGUUUCCCAAACUCAACGUCAUCGGGGAGGAAGACGAAGCGUUGGACGCGACUGCUGACGCAAAAGCUGGUUUUGAUGAUGACGUAUUAAAUAAAUCGUCACCGCCUGAGUAUUCCAAACUCACAGAAGACCAGAUAGUUGUUUGGGUGGAUCCACUAGAUGGCACUGCUGAGUUCACUGAAGGUUUGUUGGAUCAUGUGACCAUAUUAAUCGGGUUUGCCGUGAAUGGUGAAGCGAUAGGCGGCGUAAUCAACCAACCUUUCUAUAACUACCAAGCUGGAUCACAGGCGAAACUAGGUCGUACGAUCUGGGGGUUAGUGGGGUUAGGUGCGUUCGGGUGGAACCGUAGCGAGCCCCCAACGGGACGAAGGAUUCUUAUCACCACGAGGUCACACUCCAACGAACUUGUCAACUUAUGUUUAUCAAGUAUGUCGCCCACUGCUGUAGAGAGGCAAGGAGGGGCUGGGAAUAAGGCAUUGCGAGUAAUUGAAGGGGAGGCCGACGCUUACGUGUUUGCGUCACCGGGGUGUAAGAAGUGGGACACGUGCGCACCAGAAGCAAUCCUACGAGCCGUCGGUGGCCAACUAACUGAUGUGCACGGUUCAAAGAUACGAUAUGACAAAGACAUUAAGUUCCCGAACACCGGUGGCGUCAUCGCUACUUACCGUGACCAUCAAACUAUCAUCAACCUCGUGCCACAGAAAGUACGCGAUGAACUGAAGUCAUAAAUAUGUGGUGGCAACAAACAUGGGGGGGUCGGGGUGGGCAAGCACCCCCAAGUCGCUUCAGUUAAUUGUACACCAGUGUCGCCACCCUCCUAAUAAAGGCUUGAUUUCUAUAAUUAUUUGUGCAAUCUAAUUUAUGCAGUCAAUUGUUGCAAAUGAUUCAAUAAUAAACAUUAUUACCAAACU
Molecule: messenger RNA, 1254 nt
Organism: Ciona intestinalis (vase tunicate)
Lineage: Eukaryota; Metazoa; Chordata; Ascidiacea; Phlebobranchia; Cionidae
Source: RefSeq, a predicted model, not a curated record